AUGUCGUUGCUGCUAUUGCCACCCAAACCUCCCCCAACACUCUUUACCUUCACCGUCGCCACUUCCAUUAUCAGCCUUAAACCCUUACCCUCCUUCAAACCUCCACGUUGCACUCCAAACUCCACACUUCCCAUUUCCGUCUCUCCACCAACAACACGCACAAAUGCAACAACUCCAAAGAAGGUUCUUCUUCCCAUCGGUUUCGGCACCGAGGAAAUGGAAGCCGUUAUCUUAAUUCACGUCCUCCGUCGUGCUGGUGCUCUUGUCACCGUGGCGUCCGUCGAGCCUCAGCUUCAAAUUGAAGCUGCUGGAGGUACCAAAUUAGUCGCCGACACUUCAAUUUCCGAUUGCUCCGAUCAAAUCUUCGAUCUCAUCGCUUUACCGGGAGGAAUGCCUGGUUCAGCAAGAUUAAGGGAUUGUGAUGUGCUGCGAAGAAUCACAUGCAAACAAGCGGAGGAAAAUAGGCUCUAUGGUGCUAUUAAUGCUGCUCCUGCCGUCACGCUUUUGCCAUGGGGUCUUUUGAAGAGUAGGGAGAUAACCUGUCACCCUGCAUUUUUCGACAAGCUUCCAACAUUUUGGGCUGUUAAAACAAACAUUCAGGUUUCAAAAGGGCUUACAACGAGCCGUGGCCCUGGAACUGCUUACAUGUUUGCUUUAACCUUGGCUGAGCAGCUGUUUGGGGAGUCUGUUGCAAGGGAGGUUGCUGAAUUCUUGUUGAUGAGAACCAGUGACGAUAAUGUAUCCAAGAAGGAGUUCAAUGAAAUUGAGUGGUCUGUUGGCCACCAUCCCCCCAGUGUUCUCAUCCCAAUUGCACAUGGUUCUGAAGAGAUUGAAGUAGUGACACUGAUAGAUAUUCUAAGGCGAGCAAAAACUAAUGUCAUAGUUGCCUCUGUUGAGAAAACUCUUGGAGUCAUGGCUUCUCAAGGAACCAAAAUUGUUGCUGAUAAGUUACUUAGUGAUGUUCAAGAGUCAGCACAUGAUUUGAUUAUUCUCCCGGGAGGAACCGCUGGUACUCAAAGGCUAAGCAAAUCUAGAAUUCUGAAGAAGCUUCUAAAAGAACAAAAUUCAGCCGGAAGAAUAUACGGGGCCGUCUGCUCCUCACCUACUAUUCUACAUAAACAUGGUUUACUAAAGGACAAGAAGGCCACAGCUCAUCCCUCUGUCGUAGACAAGCUUAAGGACGGAGCUGUAAAUGAUGCUGUAGUAGUUAUUGAUGGAAAACUGAUUACUUGUGAGGGACUUGCCAGUAUAACUGAUUUUGCUUUGGCUAUUGUGAGCAAAUUAUUUGGGGACAGAAGAGCAAGAAGUGUAGCCGAAGGCCUUGUUUUUGAGUAUCCUAAGAAAUAG
This is a messenger RNA of Lathyrus sativus (Indian pea), 1347 nucleotides long. The record is from the annotation of a GenBank genome assembly. Lineage: Eukaryota; Viridiplantae; Streptophyta; Magnoliopsida; Fabales; Fabaceae.